Messenger RNA from Orbicella faveolata, 3002 nucleotides. RefSeq lists its product as uncharacterized. The record is from RefSeq and is a predicted model, not a curated record. NCBI's taxonomy places the organism in Eukaryota, Metazoa, Cnidaria, Anthozoa, Scleractinia, Merulinidae.
ACAAAGAAAGAUAUAUAACGUACUUGCACAGCUAUUGUUUUACUCAUUAAACCUUUUGUUUGGUGCAGUUUUCUUGUUGCCGUUGCCGUAGUGGUUUGCUAAGCUCUCAUGACAUGUCAUUUGUUACCUGUUGACAUCUUUCAGGGUGAGUGCGUAGGUCAUAUAUAAAAAUAUCUUUUCCAAACUUUGUUCCAUCGCUAAAUUUUUUUAACCACGCUCUGUUUUUGUAGUGGUGAGCAAGUUAAGAUUACAAGCGAUCUGUUAAUAACUUGGGAAACGUAAAACAUCUUUUGAAGUGAUCAGAUCAACCCAAUUACCAAGUAUUAUCAAAUUAAUUGAAAUAUGAGCAAUGUUCUCUCUUCAUAGUUAGUUAUUUCUGGCAUUUAUAACAGACACUAGGCGAGGUCCAAAAGUUCAUUCGAAAGCCAAUCGUUUCUCGCUUGCAUUGUUUAGAUUAAUUAAUGGUUUACUGAAUUAGGACAUUGCUUGCUUGUAUCUUGUUCUUAUCACCUAUUUAUACACUGUUCUAAGGUCAAGAUUUGUCUUAUUUCCCUUGAGAUUAACACCAGUCUCUUUUGAUUUUUCACGCGCGUUUCGAGCAUGAGGUUUACAACCAAGGUGUCUUCGCAAGAAACUGGAGUCUCUAAGUCUGGCUCGUCCGAUGAGAAGUUUAUAUUCACGGUUAAGAAGUCGGAGGUGACAAAUGGCGCGAGUGCUGCUCGCUACGAGAGCGAAGGCGCUAGCGGAGGGACACGAACGCUUCAAAAAUCAAGCACGCUCAACGUAAAUCGCGAACAAAUCGAAGAUUUCGCAAGCGUCCGCGACAGAAUCUUUCCUGUCAUCAAGGCACGUUCUUGGGUCGACGCCACGAAGGAUCUGCUCACGAAAAUUGACCCUAAAAGCAAAGCGGGUGUCUUAUUCACGCCUCUAAAGAGCAUUCCUGGAGCUGGCAUCGGGUACACGCUAGCAAUCAUGGGCGACCACAGCCAUUCCCUCAACUACAUUCUGACAAGUCAUUUGGACGUUUGGAGUACAUCUGAGAGCUCUCUGCAAGAGGUCGCCAUCAAAAAUUUGGAGAAGAAGUUGGACGGUUUAGGAGAAAAUCUUUGGUCGCAGAGCAGGACUGGCAUUCACUACAUCGACAGUCUGGGCUCGCUGUCAGCAUCUGUUGUCUUACUGCCGCGUUUUAUCGCACGCUUAGACGUAGAAAGCGGAGACGCCGUGGUCGUCGUCCCCUCCAGUGAUCUCUGCAUGGUGGUAGGUUCUAAAAUGGAAACACGACUUUGCAUUGUCGGCGAGAUGUCUCUGCGUUACUCGUCCGAUCCGCACCACUUGAACACAAACCUUCGGCUCAACAAGUCGAGAAUGGUGAUCUCAAAGUACUCGCCGAAAUCUUUUGCUGGUGAAUUUCCCGUUCCUUCGACGCUGGAAGAAGUAGCGGGACUGAAACUGAGGGUACAACCCAUUAAAAGGAAGAAAUAACUCGUCAUUUCUCUACACCGAACUUCAAAAUUGUCAUAGAUUUUAGUAUAUUUUAUGAUGAACAUUUUUGAAAGAACAAAGGCCAAACAAAGAGCAUUGUUGAAGUUUGGUGCUCCUAUUGUCACGUAUUCUGUUAUAAACGUUUUUAGUUUUCAAAGAAAAUACGCACAAGUUAAGUUAUUAGUUGACAAAAUCAAAAAUACGCGUUUUCUAUAUAGCACUAGUUCAAAACUUUUAUUGGAAAAUAACCCUUUAGGGUCCCUUUAGCAAACAGUACUUCAAGCGUGACAAAGUAAAGAUCUCAAAUUUUUAAAUUAAUAUACCUUGAUCAUGUUGAUCGGUUUGUAAAUAGUUGCGGCAACAUGCUGGGUCAAAAGAGGUUUACAAAGAAUAAAUAUUGCCCCACGGAUCGACUCUGUCUUUUAAGUUCGUUUGAUCUUCCGUCUGAGGGCAAAAUAUAGAACACUACAGAUGGUUACUUUAAGUAUUGUGAGGAAACCCAAUAAAAUUAUUAAUCCGAACGUACGAGUUCUUGAAUAUUAAAAGAAAAUUACUGUGUGGGGUGCUACGCCGGGGGGAGGAAGGGGGGGUACUUGGGUUUGAUUUGGGUGGGUAUGUGCCGCCCGGGUUUCUAAAUUUAGAACCCUUUUGCAUUUGCAUUCAAAAUGAUGUCCCGUUGUAGAAAAAGGUCAAUUUUUAAGACCCCGUUCUCUAGAUUUAGUAAAUUUCAAUAGCCCGUUCGUUGUUUUGAAAGUUAUUUAUUUUUGGUUGACCUAUAUAUCUAGAUACGACGAUGCUGCCUCUGCACAAAUCAGCAACCUGAUUGCUUCAAUUUCAAACGGAAGAUAAAGCCGUGAUUAGCAAUUUCUUUAUUUACAAUCUUAUUAAAUUGUCUUGGAAACUUUUACUGAAACGUAAAAUUCUCUAUGAAUAAUUUCAAAUGGCUGCUGAUAAUUUGACGAGCUUUCGUACGUUCGAAAUAUUUUACCCCGUUCUAGGAAACGUCUCCAUUCUAGAUCAGGAGUCCCAAAAUCACGACCCCGUUGGGCGGCACCUACCCGUAUAGGUAUUGUGGGAGUAUCCUCCCCCGGGUCCGGGGUGCUACUGUAGUCUCAACAAGCGAGUGAAGGAUGAAAUCAAUGCAGUUUUCACAUCUUUCGAGAUAACGGGCAGCGUGAGCCCAGUCGCCUAUUGUUUCAACUCGAUUAAAAUUCCUCCCUCGUUAUAGAAUCAAAAAGUCUGGAAGGGCGUCGAGAAUCUAAAUAGACACAGGAGAACUCUGUUCUUGGUAACUAUCAGAUUUGCAAUACAGAAUAGGUUAUUAAUCAAACGUGUAGUCCAGAGGGCUGGAUAUUUGUAGUCUCUUUUUAUUGGUGUGUUUUAGUACGGAGACGCAGUCGACGUUCAUUAACAUUUUCCGGCAUAAAAGAACGGGUAAUCCCGAGGGGGCAAGAUAGCGCCAUCUUGCCCGCUUGGAUGGGCGCCAGUCACAGUUUGGUUCACCUUGCCUGGUCGCGGGC